UGGACCGCAGGCGCCUCCAGUCGAGGACACGUAGUCGCGUUGGUUGCGUGUCUGCGCGGUCGCACGGAGUGUGCUCGCGACUCGUUGCGCGUCCGUCCGUGUCUCGCCUCGAAUUCACCGUUCGGCUCUCCGUGCCGCGAACCGCCCGGCAGUGCCCUGGACGAGCGAUCCGGUGCUCGGACGAGCCACGAGGGAAGCUGGACGGGGGUCGCGUCUCGUCUGUCCGGACCGUGUGGACAGGCUCGUCCGGUACCUGCUGGGAGAACCGUCGCGUCGGAGUCCGCGGCUGCCUGGGAAGCGGAUCCGAGCGUGGUCGGCCAGCUGAUCGACCCGGUGGGUCCACGGGAUCCCGAUGGGCUCGCGGCACCGCCGCGGCACCUCGUGCACGCGACCUUCCUCGGGAUAGUUCGGUGAACGGGCCAGCGACCGCCUAUCCACCUGUCCGUCUCCGCACCCGAUCGCCUGGCCACCUGGCCACCUGGCCUAGCUCUGCCCCCGCACGCGGAUGUACUGGUGCAAAGUGUUUGUGCGCGGCGUACGCAACGCUGGUCCAGCCACGCAGCCUGUGACCACGGAUCAAAGAUAGAACUGAAGCUCCGCGAGAGCGAGACACCCGAGGGAGGACGAGCAACGGUUCCAAGGAGCGAUGAUCGCGCGGACAAAUGAGCACCUCGGCUCAGCGUUCGGGAUAUUCCAAAGAUGUGAGGAAUGAUCACGUGGGUGAUGGUCGGGCUGCUCCUGGCUGCGGAAACUUGCGGCAGAAACGUCCUAUCCGGAAACGGGAACGGGAACGAGAACGGUAACGGUAACGGAAAGGAGGAGACGCAGCCUGGCGACGGUCUCAAAGGACUCACCGGCGACGAGGAAGACGUCUACCGUGGGUACCAAGGUCUAACGUGCUACACUUGCGUCAACGUCAGCGAUAACCAGAUGUGCAACGAAUGGGCGAUAGACACGCCGUGUCCGGCGGCCGGCCGGGACUUCUGCAGAUCGCUGCACAUUUUGGACAGCAAAGGAAACAGCGUCUUGGUGAGCAAGAGCUGCGCGAGCAGCGAGGAAUGCGGCCCGGCAUCGGUGGGUUGCGUGCCGGUGGACACGCAGCAGGUGUGCAUCAGCUGCUGCGACCUGAGCUACUGCAACAUCGACUCGCCGACAAACUCGACGAACGCGAUCUUCUCGCGGAGACGCCGCGCCAAGCCGAAGCCGAAGCGCAAACGACCCGGCAGGAACGGGGUCGGGGGCAGGUUCGGGUCGCAGGGCACAGGGGCCUUAUGGCUGCUGGCCUCGCUGUUCUAUGCAUAUCACUGCUGAGGAAGCGGCGGCGCGGAAGAACCGUUUAGGAGACGAAGACGGAAGACGGAAGUCGGGAGACGGAACGAGGGACAAGGAACGGGAGCAGACGGCUCGGGAUUAGUCAGAUUCGCAGCUUUUUCGGUCCCGUGGCAGCGAAUCCGCUCGAGGCCUCGCGAGGCGCAGCCGGCCGACUGAUCGACCAAGUUUAUCCUAUUCUCUCUUCGUUCCUCCUAAUCGCCUGUGUACGGUGUCCGUGUUUUCAUUGUUCAGAUCCGGAGAUUCGUGAUUCCCGACACACAUAUCUUGAGAUUAGGCUCGCGGCAGGACCUCGUUCGAAUUUUCGCUGCAUCUCUCCCUUCCUCCUUCUUCUCCCCUCUCUUCUCAUCUCCUUUUGUAUCUGUAUUUCAUCCAUCCUCUCUCUCUCUCUCUCACUUGCUCUUUCUAUUUCGCCCAACGUCUAGUCGACGCUCCAAGAGAUAAAUUGCGAAUCGCCGACGGAGCGUACCUAAUUAUUACACGACGGUGAUGUAUUUCAGCGGCGUAAGGUAGCCAAGUUAAGAACCGUAUUGUCUUUCCCGCUCUCGUUAAUGGGAACCCGACACCCGACGAAUCCAACGGAUAAUCGAUGGGUUCUAAAGGCUGUUGGGGGAGGAGCGUUUGGGACCGGGUUGAUGCACGAGACACUAUGGUUUUACGAAAUUUCGGGGCCGCUCUCUCUCUCUCUCUCUCUCUCUCUCUCUCUCUCUUUCUCUAUCUCUCUCUAUCUCGGUGUGUGUCUCUCGGUGAUGGAAAAAGGAAUUGUUCUCAUCUAGUAGCGACGAAGUAGUGAGCUUGGUAGUGCGAACGGCGUCUGCGGUCUGGGCUCGCGACUCGACGCUUUCGCUGCUACUUCAUUUUCGGUUUUCCUGUUCUGGACUUUGGAUUCUGGUCACUGGGUAUCUGGACGCUAGAUUCUAGGUUCUUAAAGUCCAGGCCCUGGAAUCUCACCGUAGAAUCUAGACUCCAUGGUCCAGAGCUUCGACAAAGCUCUACAGUUUCUGUAUCGUUGCAUGGAAAUCUAACUACCGAUUUAGUUCAGCCCA
Molecule: messenger RNA, 2375 nt
Organism: Megalopta genalis
Lineage: Eukaryota; Metazoa; Arthropoda; Insecta; Hymenoptera; Halictidae
Molecular function (GO): acetylcholine receptor regulator activity
Source: RefSeq, a predicted model, not a curated record